This is a messenger RNA of Symbiodinium natans, 1485 nucleotides long. NCBI's taxonomy places the organism in Eukaryota, Dinophyceae, Suessiales, Symbiodiniaceae. The record is from the annotation of a GenBank genome assembly.
AUGGCCGAUAGCUUGUCGCCCGUGGCACCUGCCGCGGCGCCAGUGCAGCUGCAGGAGCCCGAGGCGGCUGGCAAGGUCGAGGCGCCCAAUGCGACCCCGGCUCCGCGGCAGCCCGGAGUGAAGUUGCUGCUGUGCUUGUGCUUGGCCUCCGCCAUCGAAGGCAUCGAUUCGCAACUGGUGCCUGCGUGCAUGUUCCAGCUUCAGAAGAACAUCAUGACCCUCACAGAUGUUGCCAUCCUGAACACAGUUCAAAUGGUUCUGACAAACCUGGCAGCUCCUUUCUGGGGCAUCCUUGCCGACAGAGGCACCUUGAAGAGGAAGCACAUCAUACUUCUGGGUGCCCUCGGGGAGGGCCUGGCAGCUGGCUUGAUGUCCAUGGUGCCAAACUUUCUGGUCAUGGUGAUCUUGCGGGGCAUGAGCGGGUUCUUCCUUGCGUCCCUCAGGCCCGUUGUGAACGGUAUCAUCGCAGACAUGACGUCGGAUGAUCGCCGCGGAAAGAUGUUCUCACUGGUGCAGAGCUCCCUCCUCCUUGGCAUGUGUGGCACCACACUGAUAGCCGGCAACGUGGCCAACAUCGAGUUGGGCAGCCUCCCUGGGUGGCGAUUCAUUUUCCUGCUUGCAGGGUGCACUGCUGCGUGCAUCGGCGUGGUGGUGUGCAUGCUGAUGGUGGAGCCGCCCAAACAGCUGGACAGCUCGGCGGACAAGAAGGGCUGUGAGGCCGUGGUAGAGGAGCUUCGCGCGCUGCUGGGCUUCCUCUGCAUCCCCACUUUCUGCAUCAUGGUCGUGCAGGGAAUCUUUGGCACGAUUCCAUGGACUGUCAUGGGCAACAACCUACUCUUCUUCAAACUCUCUGGCCUCGAGGACUGGCAAGGAUCCAUCCUGGCCUCCGAGGGCACCAUCGUGGGCGUCUUCGGAAACCUGCUGGGGGGAGUGGUGGCCGACUGCCUCGCCGCCCGCCUGGGCUACCACGGGCGGCCCCUGAGUGCACAGAUUACAGUGGCCAUCGGCAUCCCAUUGAUUUAUCUCUGGUUCUUGGGCAUUCCACCCGGAUCUCAAGCAAGCACCUUCGGCGUGUACUUCACGAUUAUUGCCGCCUUUAGCCUGUUCGGCAACUGGGCCCAGUCCGGAACCAACUUUCCGAUCCUGUCGGAUAUCGUGCCGCCGAAGCACCGCAGCAAAGUCAUGGCUUGGGAGUGCGCGUUGGAGAACUCCAUCGCGACGUUGAUUGGCCCUCUCUUUGUGGCCAAGUUGGCUUUGAUGUUUGGGUACACCUUUGGCGAGGAGGAAGCCAGUGGAACGUCCCUCUCGGCGGCAACAGCCCUGGGACAGGCCAUGGCGGCUACAAUUUGCAUACCUUGGCUGGUGACCUUUGCCCUCUACAGCCUACUUCACAAGUCAUACCCGAUGGACAUGCGCCGCUUGAAGGCUCAGCUGCAGGCCGAAGAGGCCGAAACUGCGAAGCGUGAGGAGGUGGUCUCGAUCUGA